Messenger RNA from Debaryomyces fabryi, 855 nucleotides. RefSeq lists its product as uncharacterized. Lineage: Eukaryota; Fungi; Ascomycota; Pichiomycetes; Serinales; Debaryomycetaceae. The record is from RefSeq and is a predicted model, not a curated record. The transcript has a single exon. Bases 1 to 855 code for a protein of 284 amino acids.
AUGUCGUCGACAAUAAUUAGCAAAGGUAUCAAUAAGCUUUCAUUAAACUCGUCGGGAGGACCAACAGAUGAAGAUUUUAUACGCAAUAUUGACUAUGACGAACUAGAGAGAAAGUUUCAUGUAUAUAAAUAUUACCCCCAGUUUAUACACAACGAGUUAUCAACACCAAAUCUCAAGGAAAUGAUCGCUGAUAAACCUAUAUAUGCCAAGGCUAACGAUCACUUGACCAAAGAGCAAAAACGGGAGCAGAUAAAAGAGCUCAGGCGGGCAUAUAUGAGGGAGCAAAAGCAAAUUAGACAACGAGAAAAGGAGUACAAAAGACAAGAGCCGGUAAUCAGCAGAUGGGGCAACUGUGAUGCUAUGAAAAGGAGGGCUUCAAGAGUAGAUGAAGGUCUCGAGGAUAUGCGAAGACCACGCCAAAUGACUCACGAAGAGAACAGGGAUAUGAAUGGCCAGGGACCGCACGAUACCACCCACCAUGAUCGCCGGGAGACUAUGGGGGCCACUAAUGGGCACUCGCGCCACCACUCGAAGCACGAGAUGAUUUUCCGUAAUCCGUUUGAUUCUAAUCAGUCUGCGCAAAUCGAGAACGACCCCACGACAAGUGCGGUGAAAACACACCGCCAAAACUCGAUAGCAGGCAAGUUUAUGAGCUUCAUAAAGGGCCGCCUGGACGACGAAUCGAGUGACGACAAUAAUUUGGCCUUGAGCAAGUCUUAUGACCAGACAAAAUCGACCAUGACUACUACCCGCAAGAAAUCUAAGCUGCACGGUUUCAAAAUGAGAAUUAACGAGUUGACCAACAGGAGAUAUACUGACCAACUAGGUAUGUAUUUUUUUAGAUAUAUUAUUUGA